This is a messenger RNA of Gorilla gorilla gorilla (western lowland gorilla), 4770 nucleotides long. It is a transcript of the gene PRRT3, whose product is annotated as proline rich transmembrane protein 3. The record is from RefSeq and is a predicted model, not a curated record. Bases 1141 to 4089 code for a protein of 982 amino acids. The transcript is spliced from 4 exons. Lineage: Eukaryota; Metazoa; Chordata; Mammalia; Primates; Hominidae.
CGAGGCUGCCCUGCAACGGCCUCGCCCUGCCCCCAGGCCGGCCUCUCCCCAGUCCCUGCGGCAGAGAGAUCCGCCACCCCCCACAGCCUCUCCAGCAGAGUGGGAGCCCAGGGCUGGGCAAGCCCCCGCCUUGUCCGCAGGUGCCCACAUCUCGGGUUGGCAGUGGUAGGCAGAUGGCAUGUUUAUCUUUGGAGGCCCCAUUCAGCCGUUUUCUCGGCAAAGCUUUUUGGACCUCCUGUGGAAGAUGAGCCUCCGAGGGUUUCACAACCCCGAUUGUGUCCACUCAGCUGUGUGACCUUGGGGGAGUUGCUCACCCUCUCUGAACCCCCGUUUCUUCCCUCUGUGAAAUGGCUGUUCCCACACCUUGUAUUGGGAGGGCGGAGUGACAUGUUGCUAAGCUCAGCGCAGGAGCCUCACUGGGGAAGAACUAAACACAGGAGCACUGUUUUUAGCCAGUACCUGUGUUAGGGGCGUCUCAGCGCACCCCUACUCCCAACCCUGGAGCAAAGCCCUGUCUCUGGGCCCCCAGCACCUAGCCUAGACCAGGAGCAGCCCAUGGGGCUCCCUGAAUGUUUGAGAAAUGAACUAACAAGGCUUUAAGACAGAGUCUAAACUCGAGUUUGGAGGAUGGGACUCAAAGGUCUUUGAACUCCUUGAAAUUGUUCACAACUUUCGGUGAGCCUGGGUCUUUUCCCCGGGAGAGCACCGGGGGUUUUCAGUGGCUUCUUAAGGUGUCUGUGAGCCACCAUGGGUUAAGAGCCAGGAAGCUUUGGGGACAGCUGUUCCCCAGAGAGGAAAAGAGCAGGGCCUCUGCCGCCAAACACACCCAGGCUUCAGCUCUCGCACCCUCCAUGAAACCUCUCCUGGUGGUGGCGCCCCUUCCUGCCUCCCUGGCCCACUGACAGGCUCUCGAGAACAGGAACUUUUAGGGGAUAUCCACGUGGGGCCAGGUAUAUACUGGAGGCUGCAGGUUUGAAAUAAGAGGCAGGAGAUUAUUAUAGAAUCAGACCAGGGUGACAAGUACCCAGGAAGAUGAGGGAAGGAAGGCGGGAAGAGGAAUGUCUAACGCUUGUCAAGCAUCAGGCUCAUCCAGUGAGGACUGGAAGGUGGGGGCUUUAGGCCCAGGCAUCGGAGUAGACCAUGGCCUCCAGCCCAUGGGGCUGUGUAUGUGGCCUUCUGCUGUUGUUGCUGCUGCCACUCCUGGGGACUGGCCCUGCCCUGGGGAGGAGCUUUCCCAGGCCACUUGAAAACUCCGAAAUCCCUAUGAUCCCUGGAGCCCACCCCAAGGGCUCUGUGGGCUCAGAGCCCCAGGCCUUUGACGUCUUCCCGGAGAACCCCAGAGCUGACAGUCACAGGAACUCUGAUGUCCGCCACGCCCCUGCUGAAGAGAUGCCUGAGAAGCCUGUAGCCUCUCCCCUUGGCCCAGCCCUGUACGGGCCCAAAGCAGCCCAGGGAGCUCAGAGAGAACGACUCCCAGUAACUGAUGACCUCCAGAUGGCUCAAGGACCAAGCUCCCACGGCUGGACAGGACCUCUGGACUCACAAGAGCUUCUGGAGCAAGAAGCAGUGGCUCCCCACCCAGUGGGCCACCCUCAUCUGACUUUCAUCCCCACAACUCCCAGACGUCAACUCAGGGUAGCCACAGUUCCUCCCUCCCUGCAGCAUGAAGGCCAAGAGGGACAGUGGCCACCUAGAGAUGAGGGUCUGAAGGCCAAAACUAAGAGCAGGGUCCCACCCACUUCUCCCUCAGACCACCAGGGCCCACCUCACACCCUUGUUCCCCACUCAGGUACUGUCAAGAGGCCAGUGCUGGAAGGACAGGGUGGGUUUGAGGAACAUUUCCAGGAGGCAGCUCAAGGCCCCCUCUUCACCCAGCAGGAUCCAGCAGCCCCUGAUGUUGGCUCAGUACCCCCAGUUGAGGUGGUGUACUCUCAGGAGCCAGGGGCCCAGCCAGACUUGGCAUUGGCCAGAAGCCUUCCUCCUGCUGAGGAGCUGCCGGUUGAGACCCCCAAGAGGGCUGGCGCUGAGGUGUCCUGGGAAGUCAGCUCCCCAGGUCCCCCGCCCAAGCAGGCUGACCUCCCUGACGCUAAGGAUUCACCAGGACCCCAGCCCACGGAUCCACCCGCCUCAGAGGCUCCUGAUGGGCCGUCUAAGCCAGAGAGAGCAGCAAUGAAUGGAGCAGACCCCAUCUCCCCCCAGCGGGUGAGAGGAGCUGUGGAGGCCCCAGGCACCCCCAAGUCUCUCAUCCCUGGUCCCUCAGACCCUGGCCCAGCUGCAAACCGAACAGAGAGCCCCAUGGGGGCCCUGCAGCCAGAUGAAGCCGAGGAGUGGCCGGGGCGCCCCCAAAGCCAUCCCCCAGCACCCCCAGUCCAGGCCCCCUCGACGUCACGCCGGGGCCUCAUUCGAGUCACCACGCAGCGAGCCCUGGGCCAGCCUCCCCCUCCGGAGCCCACCGCCAGCUCCAUGGCUUCAGCCCCAGCCUCCAGCCCCCCAGCCAACGCCACUGCACCCCCGCUACGCUGGGGCCCCCUUCGGCGGGUCCUGAGCUUCUCCUGGGAGCUGCACGUCUACGGGGUGGGGGUACUCUUUCUGCUGCCCGCGUUGUUGGCGCUGGCUGCGCUGGCAGCCGCCCCAGCAGGGCCCCGGCUGGCAUUGGUGGCCGCGGUGCUGGUGCUCGUGGCUUCGGGGCUGCGAUCCGCCUACAUGCUUACCGACCCUUACGGCUCGCAGGCGCGGCUGGGCGUUCGCGGGGGCCUGGUGCUCUACAACCUGCCCUUCCCCUUGCUGCUUACGGCGCUGGCGGCCCUGACUCUGCUCGGCCUGGGCGCGGGGCUGCCGCCACCGCUGCAAAACCCACUCCUGCUGGGAGCAGUGGCGCUGGUGCAUGGUGUAGGGUUGCUCGCGACAGACCUGCUGUCCACAUGGUCUGUGCUCAACCUCCUGACGCAGGGCUUGUCGUGCGCCUGGGGCGCGGCCGUGGCUCUGGGCACGCUCUGCCUGUGCCGUCGCCGCCUGCUGGACGGCCCACGGGGCUGGGAUGCCAGCCCGGGCCCUCGGCUGUUGGCUGUGGCGGGAGCGCUGGGGCUGCUGGCUAGCGGCUUGCAGCUGGCGGCUGCGCUCUGGCUGUACCCGGGCCCAGGCCGCGUGGGCCGCUUCUCGUGGGCCUGGUGGGGUGUCCACUUCUGGCUGCGCCUCCUGGAGCUGACAUGGGCGCUCGCCCUGGCGUUGGCCGCGGUGGCUGCCGCGAGACCCAGGCCGCCCACGGAGCACGCUUGCUGGGCUAAGCUGAUGCGUCUGGCGUGCCCGGCGCCUUCAGGCAAGAGCGAGGUGCCGGAGCGACCCAAUAACUGCUAUGCAGGGCCCAGCAACGUUGGUGCAGGCAGCUUGGACAUCAGCAAGAGCCUCAUCCGCAACCCGGCGGAGAGUGGGCAGCUGGCCACGCCCAGUUCAGGCGCCUGGGGCUCGGCUGCGUCGUUGGGUCGCGGACCCCAGGGUGGCCCGGGACUGUCCCGCAACGGUGUGGGACCGGCGCCAUCGCUGAGCGAGCUGGAUCUGCGGCCGCCAUCGCCCAUCAACCUGAGCCGCAGCAUCGACGCCGCGCUCUUCCGCGAGCACCUGGUGCGAGACAGUGUGUUCCAGCGCUGCGGCCUCCGCGGCCUGGCCUCCCCGCCGCCUGGAGGCGCUCUGCGGCCGCGCCGGGGCAGCCAUCCCAAAGCCGAGCUCGACGACGCUGGCUCCUCGCUCCUCCGCGGCCGCUGCAGGUCGCUCAGCGACGUGCGCGUGCGCGGGCCGGUCCCACAGCACGUAGUGGAAGCACGCGACGGGGCAGCCGCUGCGGCUUCUGGCAGCUCCCUCGACAGCUUCUCCAGGGGUUCACUCAAGAUCAGUUGGAACCCCUGGCGCCACGGUCUGUCAUCAGUGGACAGUCUGCCCCUAGAUGAGUUGCCCAGCACGGUACAGCUACUGCCUGCCCCGACCCCAGCCCCUGACUCUACCGCCGCUCGGCAGGGGGACGGCCAGGGAGAGGUCCAGCCGCGCGGCAAGCCUGGGGAAUCCCGCAGCGCCUCCAGUGAUACCAUCGAGCUUUGAAGAGCGGUCCUGACGCAGGGCCAGGACCCUGCCCGAUGCCCACAUGGCAUGGCCUACUGGGACAGUUGAGCCUUUAAAAAAUGGGCAUCCUGGCCGGGCGCGGUGGCUCACGCCAGGAAUCCCAGCACUUUGGGAGGCCGAGGUGGGUGGAUCACGAGGUCAGGAGUUCGAGAUCAGCCUCCUGGUCUGGAACAUAGCGAAACCCUCGUCUCUACUAAAAAUACAAAAAAAAAAUAGCCAGGUGGCACACGCCUGUAGUCCCAGCUACUCGGGAGGCUGAGGCGGGGGAAUUGCUUGAACAGGGAGGCAGAGGUUGCAGUGAGCCGAGACCACGCCAUUGCACUCCAGCCUGGGUGACAAGAGUGAGACUCCGUCUCAAAAAAAAAAAAAAAAAAAAAAAAAAGCAUCCCCAGGCCUCUCUACCUGACGGCAACCCCCGGGGGACAGCCAGGUUUGAACUCACCCCACCCCCAUGCCGUUUUUUGCUUUUAAUAUUUCUAUUUUUUUUCAGCUGGCAUUUUGCACAGAGGCCGUGUCUUAUGCGGAAUACAGGGUGGGUGUGCAUGGAUUCGGGCAUGAAGAACAGGGAGCAGGUGCUCCAGACUCCCCAACGUGGAGUGAUGAGCCUCGCUUGUCUAGAUUGUCCUCUUUGUGCCAAAGAAAUAAACCCUUAGGACUUGG